This is a messenger RNA of Leptopilina boulardi, 1371 nucleotides long. RefSeq lists its product as uncharacterized. Gene Ontology annotation, molecular function: DNA binding. Lineage: Eukaryota; Metazoa; Arthropoda; Insecta; Hymenoptera; Figitidae. The record is from RefSeq and is a predicted model, not a curated record. The coding region runs from base 1 to 1251 and encodes 416 amino acids. The transcript has 5 exons.
AUGGAGGAGCAGGUGUUAAUUUUUGGAGAUGGUUGCUAUACAAUCGUGUAUAAAACAUCAAUCAUUUUUGAUCAGAAAAAUCGAGAAGUAACAACUGGUUCGAAAGUGAAGUAUUUUUGGCCAGAAAAGGCACUGCACAAAAAAUUAAAAAAGGAAGAUAAGAAGAAAGCAGCCAAGUCAAGAAAGUGUAAAAAUGAUAAAACUUCCCUUGAUGAUAAAUCAGAAGAUUCAGAAAACCAAGAAGUUGAGAAAAAAAGAAAAAAGAAGGAAGACGAAAAUGUUCGAAGAGAGGCGAAUGUACUCAGCGCAAAAGAAUUGAUGAAAGCAUUAAAUGAAACCCGAAGUUCAAAUACGACAUCAUCUAAUUUGUUGAAAAAGGUGGAAAAAACUAUAAGCGUGACGAAAAAUUUGACUGGUCUUUUGGAAGAGCUCAAACAAGAAUUAGAAGAUUUCGAAAAGGAAGGUACAUCAAAUGAUGAGAUAGAUCUGCUUUUGGAAGAAAAAAUCAACUCUUUUUCAACUUCAACAGAGAAUCUCAGCAUGAAUUUCAGCGAACCAGAAUCUCCUCACAAGGCAUCUUCUUCUAAUCAAGGAUUCAUUGAUUCGUCACGUAUUGGAGCACCACCUAAAUCAACACUUUUCGCUUCUAAUAGAAGAGCGUCUCCCGCUUUGAAUCAAAUGUCUUCCGAUCGGACAUCUUUUUCUUCUAUUAAGUCAGCAUUACCAUGUUCAAAUAAAGCGCCUUCUGGAUUCGGACUGAUUGCUCAUUAUGGCAGUGAUAGCGACAAUGGAGAAGUAGCUAAAAAUGAUCCAAAAGAAUCAGAUGAAAGAAAAACGACUUCACUGAUUGAUGGAAAUGAGCAGUUAUAUGUGUUUACAAAAGAUACAGCAGGAACAGAGGCCAUUGAAUUAUUGGAAGGAACUGACAUUUUCAUACCGAAAAAGGCAUUAGAAGAUGCACAAAAGAAAGCCAACUCACAAACCACAUUAGCACGAAUGUUAAUGUGUUCCAUUUUCACAGAAGAGGCCUUAAAAACACACAGCUUAACCGGAAGAGGUCAAGCAGAUGAGAGUAAGAAAGGUUUUCCAGGUGCAGCAAUUAAUUGCAUAUUAAAUUUCACUAGACAGACGGCCAAACUUAAGGUUAAAAACAAGGAGUUGAACUGGAAAGUUGUUGACAACAGGCUAAUAAAAAAUAGCCUGAGAAGCAAAUUGUUCGAAAUACAAAACAAAAGAGCAAUAAGCAAAUAAUUGCACUUAAAUUUCUUUUUAUUUUGGAUAUUCUUUGUUUUUUAUUGCAUUGAAAUCUUUAUUUAUAUUUCAUUAUCAAAUAUCUUUUUAAGAAAAGAGUUUACUGAAAUAUUCUAAUAA